Molecule: messenger RNA, 942 nt
Organism: Zygotorulaspora mrakii
Lineage: Eukaryota; Fungi; Ascomycota; Saccharomycetes; Saccharomycetales; Saccharomycetaceae
Gene: TSC10
Product: 3-dehydrosphinganine reductase
Exons: 1
Coding region: 1-942 (313 amino acids)
Biological process (GO): sphingolipid biosynthetic process
Cellular component (GO): endoplasmic reticulum membrane
Molecular function (GO): 3-dehydrosphinganine reductase activity
Source: RefSeq, a predicted model, not a curated record
AUGAAGUACACUUUGGAGGACCAGGUUGUCCUCAUUACAGGAGGAUCACAGGGAUUAGGAAAACAGUUUGCAGUAAAGUAUUAUAACGAGUCAGUGCGUACCAAGAUUAUUAUUGUGAGCAGGUCGGUCGCGAAACUGAAAAAUGCUGUAACAGAUAUUACAAAGGGUGAUAAGGCGAGUCCAUUGAAUAGCGACACCGAUGUGUUUGGAUCUGACCAAAGAGUAUAUUAUAUGUCAUGCGACAUGUCUGAGCACGAAAGUGUGGCAGGUCUGUUUGACACUUUGUUUGCAGUGAAACUGUUACCGACCCAGGUACUCGCCUGCGCCGGUGGAUCUACGCCGAAACUGUUCAAAGACCUCACCGGCAGUGAGAUUGAGAUGGGAAUAAGAAUGAACUACAUGAGCACAGUUUUUUUGGCAAACAAGGUAGCACAAUUGCUUCCCCACAGUCAUCUCAUCCUAUUCUCCAGUGAGACUGCAUUUUUCCCGUUCAUUGGAUAUGGCCAGUAUGCGCCACUGAAAGUCUCGAUAAAGGCAUUGACGUCCAUUCUGAGGCAGGAGCUUUCGGAGGGUAGAGUAUCCUGUGUUUUCCCAAGUAAUUUUGCGAGCGAAGGCUUUACGGUCGAAGAGUUGACAAAACCGUCAAUAACUAAGCAGAUUGAAGGCCCCUCAGAGACAAUCUCGUGCGAGGAAUGUUGUGACAAAAUCGUCUGGUGGCUUUCCAAGGGCUACGAUGACGUCUCUAUCGGUUUUUUGGGCUGGGUCCUAAUGAGCACAGAUAUGGGGCUGAACAAACAUCACAACUACUCUUUUCUUUGGUUUUUACAAAUCCUGUUCGGGACUUUGACAAAUCUACUCAUUGUGCCGCUUUUCAUGAUGAAGUGCACUUACGAUAUCAAGAAAUGGUACAAAGAACAACAUAACAAGCAACACAAGAUUUAA